AUGGACGAAUCGAGAUCAUCCACCGCGGUACCGAUCGACAUUGAACAGCUACCGGCACGAGAUGGGGACGAAGAGAAAUCCGUAGGUCAUGGUCCGCCGGCGGUCGAGGGUAAAGAGCACGACGAGGAGUCGAUUGAUCCAGGUCCUACCGUGGUGCCGAGAUUGCAACGUCGAGGGCUCUUUGGACAAUUUACUCUGCUGGCAGAGGUCGAGAACCCCAAACUUUACCCUCGGAAGACCAAAUGGUUCAUCACGUUCAUCGUUGCGGUGGCAGGUGCCACGGCUCCCAUGGGAAGCUCCAUAUUCUUUCCCUCUCUGGCCCGGGUGACGAAGGAAAUGCAUACCACAACUACCAUUACCAAUUUGUCCAUCUCUUUGUACAUGCUUAGUAUGUCCAUAUUUCCGCUAUGGUGGUCUUCGUUUAGCGAGAGACUUGGACGACGGACGAUAUACAUCGUUUCCUUUUGUCUCUUCGUGGUUUUCAACGUCCUUUGCGCUAUUUCCCAUAACAUUGUGAUGCUUAUUGUGAUGCGAAUGCUCAGCGGUGGCGCCUCAGCAUCGGUUCAAGCAGUUGGUGCAGGAACGAUCGCCGAUCUUUGGGACACGCAUGAAAGAGGUCGAGCAAUGACUACUUUCUAUCUUGGUCCGUUGUGUGGCCCCUUGAUUGCUCCCAUUGUCGGUGGUGCCUUGGCACAACGGUGGAACUGGAGAAGUACGCUAUGGUUUCUUGCCGCUUACGGUGGCUUAGUCGCUGCAUUUAUUUUCCUUGCACUACCCGAGACGUUAGCAAAGCGAAAAGUCCCGGCUAUAGUUGAGAGCAUUGAACAGACAGCGCCAGUGGAACGCCGAUUGAGCCGAGCUUCUUCCAGACAGGUUGUUCAGUUCACGACAAAGUGGCUGAAGAUGCUGAAAAUGGUGUUCUUGGAUCCGCUGAAGAUUGUUCUUUACUUGCGAUAUCCCCCCGUUCUCUUGACAGUGUACUAUGCAAGCAUCACAUUUGGGUCUCUCUAUGUUUUGAACGUCAGCAUCGAGCACACGUUUGGAUAUGCCCCUUACGAAUUUCCUACAAUUAUUGUUGGUCUUCUCUACAUUCCCAACUCGCUUGGCUAUGUCGUUGCGAGCACAUUUUCAGGACGCUGGAUGGACAGCAUCAUGCAACGCGAGGCCAGAAAGGCCAAUCGAUAUGACGAGAACGGCAGGUUGAUUUAUCGGCCCGAAGAUCGUAUGCGCGAAAACGCCUGGCUCGGUGCUCUUAUCUAUCCUGCCGGCUUGAUUUGGUAUGGAUGGACCGCUGGCAAGGGUGUCUUCUGGCUUGCUCCGAUGAUUGCCAAUUUCUUCUUCGGUGUCGGGUCCAUGAUUAUCUUCGGCAUGGCAACCACGAUGUUGACGGAGUUUAUGCCACAGAAUGCGUCUGCGGGCGUUGCGCUAAACAAUUUCAUGCGGAAUAUCUUUUCAUGCGUCGGAUCCUUGGUCACUGCACCGAUCAUAGAUGCCAUUGGCAAUGGCUGGCUCUUUACGAUCCUGGGUCUGGUUGCGUUUGCCAGCAGUUCAACCCUCUUCACCAUGAGAGUCUUUGGUCCCCGCUGGAGAGAGUCUAUGGACGCUCUCACGCAAUGA
Molecule: messenger RNA, 1617 nt
Organism: Aspergillus ruber CBS 135680
Lineage: Eukaryota; Fungi; Ascomycota; Eurotiomycetes; Eurotiales; Aspergillaceae
Product: MFS transporter
Exons: 3
Coding region: 1-1617 (538 amino acids)
Biological process (GO): transmembrane transport; intracellular polyamine homeostasis
Molecular function (GO): polyamine transmembrane transporter activity
Source: RefSeq, a predicted model, not a curated record